Messenger RNA from Funneliformis mosseae, 300 nucleotides. NCBI's taxonomy places the organism in Eukaryota, Fungi, Glomeromycota, Glomeromycetes, Glomerales, Glomeraceae. The record is from the annotation of a GenBank genome assembly.
CACCCUGGAAAGAGUUUUAUGUUUGGCGUCGAAAUACUUCGAGGCAGUAUGAUCCGGUACAUACUCACACAAAUGACUAACCCAGGGGACUUGCUACCAACAUAUGUAAAUCAUAUCUCUUCAACAAGGACGUUGAGCAUAAUGUACCUAAAGUGCAUUAAAAGCAAUACAAAUCUAAAUAACGUUAGCAAAGAUCUUCCGCCCAGUCAUUUCCUAAAAGCACUCUGGAAAGAGUUUUAUGUUAGGCGUCGACCGCAACGCUUCGAGACAUGUCCGUUACAUACUCACACAAAGGACUAA